CUUCGAACGGUCUUCUAAAAGUUUUGGUUAUAGAAAAAUAUUUUUACCUGUAUAGUUUAGUUUGAAAUAAAAACUUAAAAAUGAAUUUUAAAAUGAGAAAUUGUGGGAUGUCCACUAUAAAAUACAUACUUUUUGGAUUUAAUGUAAUAUUUGCUUUAUCGGGUCUUGGCAUCUUAAUAGCUGGAGCCUUAGUUCUGGCUGACGUUAAUGAGUUUAACCACUUUGUCGAGGGACAAAUAACAGCUCCCCCAAUAGUCCUUAUUGUUACUGGAUCAAUUAUAUUCCUUAUCGCAUCGUUGGGUUGCUUCGGUGCCAUUAAGGAGUCCCCCUCAUUGCUUAUAUUGUAUGCUGUCCUGCUUGGUAUUAUCUUUAUUGUUGAACUUGCCGUUGGUAUUGCUGCGAUAGUCUUCAAAUCAGAUCUCGAAAUGAUUCUCAAGAAUUCACUGAUGGAUUCAAUAAAACGUUCCAACGAUGAUGAUCUCAAAGCUUGGGAUAAUAUUCAAAUGAAACUGAUGUGUUGUGGGGUUGAUAAUCCAGCGGACUGGCGAGAAAUGAGCCGAGAUAAGACUUUACGAGCCAGUUGCUGUCGACCGGAAUUAAUCGACAAAACUGUUGGUAAUUGUGCUGACGCUGCGCCAUCAGGAAGAGAUAAAUACUUCCAGGAUGGAUGUGUUGGAAAACUUAGAGAACGUAUCGACAAGAAUGCAGUAAUUCUUAUCGGUGUAGGACUUGGUAUUGCAUUUAUACAAAUUCUUGGAAUUGUGUUGGCGUUAUACUUGGCUUCCAAAAUACGUCACGAAAGGGUGAAAUAAUAAGCUUUGGAAGUCAAAAACUUAUUAUCCACAAACUCAAUGUAAGAACAAUAAUGUCAUCCAGCAUUUCAUAUUUUGAUCAAUUUUCUUCGAAAAUAUUAUCAACAAAUAGAAUGAGCAACAACAAUCAGGGAAUGAAUAAACACAGCACUGUAUUUAUUUCGUCAUCAAAAUAUACAAAAUACUGAAAAUAAAAAAAAACUGUUUUUGAUAGUCAAUACGUUUUCAAAUAACUUGCAUUUAUUGUUGCGGAUUAUUUAAGUCUUGAACAAACAAUUCCAAAAUGAUUUUUAUAAAAGUAAUAUUUUAAAUAAAUGGAAAAUUCUGAAGCACUUAACAUAAUACAUUCAUAUAAUUAUGUGUUUAGUAAAAUUAAAAAAAAAAAACUAUAUAGGUAUUUUCUUUAAAAUAAAUUUGUAUACGAUUGUUUUAUUUUAAGAAAAUAUAAUAUUUUUAAAUUUAAGUGUUACUUUCAAAGCUUCAAAUAAAAUUAUAAU
Messenger RNA from Episyrphus balteatus (marmalade hoverfly), 1309 nucleotides. RefSeq names its product CD151 antigen. NCBI's taxonomy places the organism in Eukaryota, Metazoa, Arthropoda, Insecta, Diptera, Syrphidae. The transcript is spliced from 5 exons. The coding region runs from base 81 to 812 and encodes 243 amino acids. The record is from RefSeq and is a predicted model, not a curated record. Gene Ontology annotation, cellular component: membrane.